AAUAUAAAACUAUCGUCUUAGUGUUAUAGUUUGAAUCUAACCAACACGACGAACUUCAAAUACUGAUUUUAAUUGAUGGAUUAGGAUCAUUGGAUUCGUAUAUUGAUUUUCUGUGAACUCAAAAUCAGCCAUGGAUAAAGACUUGGAUAAAAAUUUAAAAACUGCUGAUGAUUUCAUGGUUUCAAAGUUACUUGGAGAAGAUAAUGAUUCAACGGUUGUUCUUGCUAGAGAUGUUCAUACCGAUAUUGAAUAUGCAAUAAAAAUUAUCGAAAAAAGUCGGAUAGAAAAAGGAAACAAAAAAGAUGAAGUUGAGAGAGAGAAGAACAUCAUCAAUCAACUUAAUCAUCCGUUCUUCGUCAAAUUACAUUUCAUGUUUGAAGAUGAGAAAAGAUUAUAUUAUGUGUUGAGUUAUGCAAGUAUGGGAGAUCUUUUGUCGUAUAUUGAAAACAGUGGACGACUGAGUCGACCGUGCGUUCAACACUACACAGGAGAGCUUGUAUUGGCUUUAGAAUAUCUUAAAGGUUUAAAUAUAAUACACAGAGACAUAAAACCGGAAAAUAUUCUUCUAACAUCAGAAAUGCAUAUUCAACUAACGGACUUUGGGACUGCACGACUAGCUUCAGAUGAAGAAAUCGAAUGUGCGAAUAAUAGUUCAAACAGAAAAACAUCAUUUGUAGGAACUGCAGACUAUGUACCGCCUGAACUUCUGGUGGAUAAAUGUUCAAAUAUCAAUUCAGAUCUUUGGUCACUAGGUUGCGUAAUAUUCCAAAUGUUGACGGGAAAGCCUCCGUUCUGCGAUGCGACAGACUUUGCCAUCUUUCAAAAAGUUAUCAAAAUAAAUUUUUCGUAUCCAGACUUCGUUGACGAGGAAGCGAAAGAUUUAAUCAAUGGUCUUCUGAAAUUCGAUUCGAAUCAACGGCUGGGAAGUGAUGAAUGUGGAGGUUUUGAAAAACUUAAAGAGCACCCCUUUUUUCGGGGUGUAAACUGGGAUGAAUUACACACAAAAAUACCCCCUCCCAUAAGUCGACCCGUUUCUCGAUUGAGCGUGAAAACAUCUAGAUCAAGCGAUUCAGUGAGCGAUAAAUCAGACGCUGUAUAUUCACGUAUAUCGCCCCGCAAGUCAGGAACAAUGAAACGACAAGCAAGACCAGUGAAAAAUAGUAUCGCUGUAAAUAAGCUAACAGCGUCGGAGCCAGAUGAUAUUGAAGGUUAUGGAUUACCUCCCGACCUGUCAAGCGAUGACCGAGAUACUUGUCUGGAAAAACAGAUGGGAUCAACUUGGCAUCACUUUUCAAAUGGAGCACUUAUAUUAAAGCGGGCUGAACUUGAAAAGAAACGAGGAUUGUCAGUGAAAACUCGUCAAUUCUUGCUUAUGGAGGGACCGAAAUUAGUCUACGUCGAUCCAUCAAGUAUGGAAGUCAAAGGAGAGAUACCAUGGUCACGUGAACUGAAGACAGAAGUGAAGACUUUCAAAUCAUUUCACAUUCAUGUGCCUGGUCGAACAUACCAUCUUGUCGAUAAAAAAGGAAACGCAAUUAAAUGGUGUCGAAAAAUUGACGAUGUUAAACAGUUUUAUUACGGAUCAGCGUAAAGCGUUUAGCAAAUUCAUCUGCAAAGACAAUGCUCAGUGACAGUGUCAAUUACAUUCAUGGAAACACAAUCCACAAUGAACAGAAUAUAAUUGUGAUUCAAAAAAUAACGUCAAACGCCUUCAGGGACAACCGCGAUAGUUGGUGCUGGAACUUCUUUUAUACACAUUGGCUAUUACUCGCGAAGAACACUCUCUUUUGUGCCACUGAAUUCCAAGAUGAUGAUUACGUCUUCCCCACAGAAAUAAAAUCACGGUGAUCGUACAUUUGAACUCAUGUACAUUUGAACCCAUUUGUAUAUCCGAGGGUUCAAUCUAUAUGCGGGUGCUGAAACCCAUGGGUUAUGGUUAUUAUGGGUUCAAAUAUCCGUAAAACAAAAAAAAUUCCAUAGGUACAAUAGUAUGCAGGUGCAAUUGUCGUGGGUUCAAAUGUAAUGGAACCUAAAAUCACAUUUUGCCACUUCUAGUCUCGGCUAUAGUCAAUAGAGCAUUCUCGACGGGUCUGUGUGUAGAAAGCACACCUUGGUUCAUGAAUAUAAAACUCGGCGUUCAGACCCUCGGAAUCCUAAGGAUUUUUUUGAAGUUUCCUGUCUCGACUUCAGUUUUCAAUAUUUCUGAAUUUCCAAUGAGCGAGUUCAAAUUUCAAAAGUUCAAACUGUAUCACGAGUGAUAACAAGUAAAUCCCGGACUUGCAGCUAUAAUUAAUUGAAGAAUCCGCCACUAUUUCUUCUACCAUGCAAAUAUUUUUUCCUAUCUAUGUAGUGGAUACACUAUACCUACUAUUUGUGUACUGACUCUUGAUGUCGUCAUGUGUUUUAUAACGGUACAGAUAUUAUAAAAAAUUUAAAUGUUGAACAAUAAAUAGAAAGAUUAUAAUUUGUGGACAAAAUC
This is a messenger RNA of Styela clava, 2479 nucleotides long. Its product is annotated as 3-phosphoinositide-dependent protein kinase 1-like. Gene Ontology annotation, molecular function: ATP binding; protein serine/threonine kinase activity. Lineage: Eukaryota; Metazoa; Chordata; Ascidiacea; Stolidobranchia; Styelidae. The record is from RefSeq and is a predicted model, not a curated record. Gene Ontology annotation, biological process: intracellular signal transduction; peptidyl-serine phosphorylation.